UCUUUCUCAGGAGAUGGUGUCAUAUUUUCAGAAGUGACAACGAAUUUGAAUCGCAUCCCUGCUCAACCCCGUGCAGUAUAGCGGCAGUCCUAGGCAAAAGUUGUGACCAAUUGAUUCGUUUUUAAAGCCAGCUUGUGAAGUUACUGUGUUGUUGGAUAUUGAUUGAUACGUUGUUGUUCAGUUUUUUUUUUAUUUCUUUUAGUUCACCCAAUGAAAGUAGAAAUCGCCAUGAAUGAUCUAGGAGGCAGUAGUCGUUGUAAGAAGGGCAGCGAGUGUUGUAUCUCCCGCUUGCUCAGUGUGGUUGAAAGUGAAUUGCAGGCGGGUCGAGAGAAGGGGGAUCCCACCGAGAAGAAACUCAAAGUGUCUCUGGAGGAUGGGGAACUCUGGAGGAAAUUCAAGGAGAUCACUAAUGAGAUGAUCGUCACCAAGAACGGAAGGUACACGCCCGCCGAAACGUCAGCUCCUGACCUCAGCCUGGCUACAGACGCUUCACACGCAGGAUUCGGCAGUCUCGUCUUCGAGAAAACACGUUUACUAAAAAUGACAUACACAGUGCACAGUGGUAGUAGAAAUAACUAUUGGAGAAUGUUCCCUGUGCUCAGGGUCAGUGUGUCAGGUCUGGAUCCCAACGCCAUGUACUCUUUUCUGCUGGACUUUGCGCCUGCUGACAGUCAUCGCUGGAAGUACGUGAACGGGGAGUGGAUCCCUGCUGGCAAGCCUGAGCCACAGGCCCACAGCUGCGUGUACAUCCACCCUGACUCCCCCAACUUCGGAGCUCACUGGAUGAAAUCCCCCAUCUCCUUCAGCAAAGUCAAGCUGACCAACAAGCUCAAUGUGGGAGGACAGAUUAUGUUGAAUUCUCUACACAAGUACGAACCCCAGAUCCACAUCAUUCGAGUUGGAGUGAGUCACAAGAUGGUCACCAAUCUCUUGUUCCCCGAAACGCAGUUUAUUGCUGUGACAGCAUACCAGAAUGAAGAGAUUACAGCCCUGAAGAUCAAGUACAACCCUUUUGCCAAAGCCUUCCUGGAUGCAAAGGAAAGAACCCAUCCUAAGGACAUCCUGGAAAGCCCCUCUGAAAACCAGCACAUGGGAAUGCCCCACUGUGGCUGGUUGAUCUCAAACUCAGAAGCCCUGUGUGCUCCUGGAAGCCCUAACUAUCAGUACGGCGGGGGCCUGCCUCUGCCUCCUAACCCCUCUCACCACAGCUACGAGCGCUACUCCUCCCUACACCAUCACCGGUCAGCCCCCUACCCCACGCCCUACAUCCAUCACAAUCACUCCUCAGCUGUGACGCUGACAGAGAGCACAUUGAGCAGCUUACCGGUUUUCCCUGCUCAUGAGAACUGCUCAGCUCUGUCGCCAACACCACCCCACGCCAGCAUGCUGCCCAUCACCCCCGCGUCUGCAGCAGCCAGCUCCAGUGCCAGUCAGCACCCUUGUCUAUGGACUGUCAGCAACUGCACUGUCAACACCUCCAGUCCUGCAGGGGGAGCUAUGAGUUAUUCUCAGAACCAAGUGCUGCGAGGAUCCGCUGCCAUGGAAACGCCAGGAGAGCAUGCACACUGGACAACACUCUCAUCUCACGCCUUCUAAUGGAAAGAGUUUAAUCCUCACCUAAAGAUGAUCAAACAGUUACAGGGUUAUGGCAUCUUAAUCUGGGAUCAGAGUGCAUAUGUUAAUUAAUGGUUGGCCGUCAUGAUAGCAAAUGUGGUUGGGAGAGCUGGUGACAGGUUUACUAGAGUAAAUUUCCACGGUCAUUUUGCAGUAUUCCCAUGGUUAUACAUUGCAUUUACCAUGGUUAGCCAUGUUUUCAACAUACUUCACCACACCUCUCUGUGCUUUAUAAUGCUUACCUAUACACUUUACCAUGCUUUCACUAUGCUUUAUAUGCUUUAUUACAUGUUACUAUGCUUUUACUAUGGGAGACUUUUCUAAGGGCAUGGUCAUCGCAUUGAACCCUUGCCCCCCCCCCCCCCCCCACAUUAAAAGUGCCUCAAUUUAUACUUCUUUGUUUAUUUUCAAGAAAAUGUGUACAGAUGUACGCCUUUUAAAAUUACAAAUGAUAUAGACUUUAAGUGUGUUCUGCACAUAUUACAAAAAGUGGAUAUUUGUUAUUUAUAUGUGUUUUGUAUUUGUAUUGCCUAAUGUUCAUUAAAAAGCAAUAACUGUGUAAUAAACAGUAGCAUAUCUCA
Molecule: messenger RNA, 2195 nt
Organism: Acipenser ruthenus (sterlet)
Lineage: Eukaryota; Metazoa; Chordata; Actinopteri; Acipenseriformes; Acipenseridae
Product: T-box transcription factor TBX19-like
Exons: 9
Coding region: 211-1596 (461 amino acids)
Biological process (GO): mesoderm formation; regulation of transcription by RNA polymerase II; cell fate specification
Cellular component (GO): nucleus
Molecular function (GO): DNA-binding transcription factor activity, RNA polymerase II-specific; RNA polymerase II cis-regulatory region sequence-specific DNA binding
Source: RefSeq, a predicted model, not a curated record